Aegilops tauschii subsp. strangulata is the source of this 2447-nucleotide messenger RNA. RefSeq names its product putative B3 domain-containing protein Os08g0325100. Lineage: Eukaryota; Viridiplantae; Streptophyta; Magnoliopsida; Poales; Poaceae. The record is from RefSeq and is a predicted model, not a curated record. Gene Ontology annotation, molecular function: DNA binding.
GGUGGUUGGCGCGAGAGCCAAAGGCACUCACUCCAUCGCCUCUUGUCUCCGCCCACCCAACGUUCAGCAGGAGGGAGCCAAGUGUCCUUCCGCGCCGCCCCGCCCCGCGUCCACAGGAUCGGCGCGCGUCCCGAGGUUCCCGUUGGCCAGGAUCCCAGGCUCGCCCGUCGACUCGCUCAAGUGGAAAGAUGGGGUGCGAAAGGUGCGAGCGGAGGGAUGAACUCGACUACUGCAAUUUGGAUGACCGGGAGAAACACUUCCUGAUGUUCAUUGUCGAUGACUGUGGUCAGGAGAUGAUCGUCCCAGAUGAAUUUCUGAGACGUUUCAGGGGUGAGAUCCCAACGGAGAUCAAGCUAGAAACACGAAAUGGUCACAGUUACACCAUUGGAGUUGCCAAGUAUCCAGAUAAACUAGUUCUUCAAGCGGGAUGGGGAACAUUCGUCAAAACCUAUGAUCUACAUAUGGACGACUGUGUGGUAUUCAGAUACAAAGGAAACUCUCAGUUUGAUGUCAUAGUUUUUGAUCGAUUUGGUCGCGAGAAACCAUUCUCUGUUAUUAGAGACAAUGCUCCUCCUGUACAGGAAAGUCACAACAGCGGUACUGAAAAUUUGGACCGUUCUCAUGGUCAUUCUCAGCCCAUGGAAGUGCAAUCGCCUAUUGCAACUGCCAACCAUUCUGACAGGCGUCCUCAGCCCAUGCGAAUGCAACCACCUACUGAAAAUGCAAACCCUUCUCAUGCGCAUCCUCAGCCCAUGCGAAUGCAACCACCUACUGAAAACUUGGAUGAUCCUGUUGGUUUUAGUCCGCCUACUGAAAAUGUGAACAAUUUGUUUGGCCAUAGUCAGCCUACGCAAAUGCAACCAUCUACUGAGGCUGUGGAUCAUUUUGUGCAAAUGCAACCAUCUACCGAGGCUGUGGAUCAUUCUAAUGGUCAUGCUCAGACCAUGCAAAUGCAACCAUCUAGCGAGGUCGUGGAUCAUUCUAAUGGUCAUGCUCAGACCAUGCAAAUGCAACUGUUUUGUAGACCUACCAAGCUGAGACAAACAAAGCUUCAAUGGGAUUACUCGAGUAUGGGCAACAAGACAGCGACGAGUCCUUCAGGAGAUUCUUUGUCCUCUGAACAUGACAUUGAAGGUUGUGCUUCACCUAGAUACACGCUCAUACAUAAUGCCAGUCUAAAUACAGUGCAGAAGGAGGAAGUUGAUGAGAAGGUCAAAUCUAUUCAUGAGGACAAUCCAAUCUUUGUGGCUGUGAUGAGGAGGUUCAAUGUUACAGGAACGUGCACUUUAACUUUCUCCAAGAAAUAUGUUCAGACGCAUGUGGGUGAUAAGGAGCGAAGGGUAUGUCUUCAGCGAUUUGGCAAGAGGUGGGAUGUGCAAUUCAGCAGUAGCCGUGAAGUCAAAAGGAUUGUUAGUGGCUGGCGGAAGUUUGUGAAAGACAAUGAUGUAGAGACCGGUGAUAUCUGCAUCUUUGAAUUGUUGAAGAUUGAUGAGAUGUGCACAAUGGAGGUCCAUAUCAUCCAUGCAAAGGAUUUUGGUAGACCCUCCCAAAUUGGUGGGCGGAGUGUCGAAGGACGGUGUAAAGAAGCUACUACUAAAACUGUGGAACCUUCUCAUUCUCGUCCUCAGCUCGUGCAAAUGCAAUUACGUAAUGCAAGUGUAGAGGAUUCUUAUUCUCGUCCUCAGCCCAUGGAAAUGCAAUCACCCUCAAAGGAAAGAAAGAUACGAGUUGAAACGGUUAACUCGAGUCCGGGCAACGAGGGAGAUUCUUCGAUGUCAGAGGAUAGUGUCACUUUGACUGGUUGCAUCGGUGUGCAUUUGAGGCGCAUACCUUUAAUUCAGAAGAAGGUAGUGAAGCAGAAGGUCGACCUUAUUGGUUCUGAAAUUCCCAUCUGUGUGCUCGUGAUGCAGAAGACCAAUGUUACAGGAAGAUUCUCUCUAAGCAUCUCCAAGAGAUAUGUCCGCAGAUAUCUGGGGGACGAGGUGCGAAGCAUCUGGCUGGAGCGAGACGGGGAGAGGUGCCAAGUGACGCUGGGACGCGGGCCUCAGAACAACAGGGUUGUGGGUGGAUGGGUAAAGUUCGCCAAGGAGAACGGGCUGCGGCCGGGCGAUGUCUGCCUCCUCGAGCGGCUGAGGCACUGCAAGGAGUGCACGAUGAAGGUCCACAUCGUCCGCCGCGUAAAGCGUGCCUGUUGAUCAACAGUGUUCAUUCUGUUUCCACCGAUCCUUUGUGUCGCCGUUAAGACUUUAAGAAGGUGCUGUUUACUCUCAGUUUAGCGUGUGUUCCUUUGUUAGUCAGUUCGUUGGAGGUCCUUGUUGGCUGGUUAAUUAGGGGUCGCAUAAUGGCGCGCGCAGGUGUUUGCUGAAACAGACUUAUGUGAUUUGAACCAGUAACGCCGGCGAGUCGUGGUGAAUUUCAGUUGAGUCGACUAGUUUCUUUGCCUGGGA